UUAGGACUCUGUCUCCCGCUGCCGCAACGGAUCUGGCUCCGUAGCUAGCAGGCUACGUUACUCAAGAGAAAUUGCAGUCGCAGCUGCCGCCUGACCUGGGAGGGUAGGGAGGGGCCCAAGCCGCUGCAAAAAGGCUGCUAAAGUUCCCAGGCGCCCUGGGACUCUGAUUUGCGGAGAGAGGACUCUCUUCCAGGUUGCCUCACGUCCCAGCAGGUGCAGCUGUUGGCUGUGGCCUAGUCAGGUGCGCGCCCCCAGCUCCUAGGUGGCCUCCUGGGAAUUCAGCCUUCCUGCAUGCUCCCGAGGGGCUGUACCAGGGCGGCCCCAAAGGAAGAGGAAUCAUCCAGCCUGCCUGUGCUACUAGGCGAACGGAAAACAUUUAAAGAAAGUGCUAACGAAGGAUUAUCCCUGAUUUUUGUACUUUGUAAUAUUCCUCAAUUUUUUUUUCACAUCUUCUUUUACUGUUAAAACUACAUUUAAGUUAGAAAAAUGAAGCAGUUGAAAAGGAAAAGGAAGAGCAAUUUUAGUGUACAAGAAACUCAGACCCUUUUGAAAGAAAUUACAAAAAGGAAAGAAGUUAUUUUUUCCAAGCAGCUCAAUACAACAAUUAAUGUGAUGAAGCGAAUGGCUUGGGAGGAGAUUGCACAGUGUGUGAAUGCUGUAGGAGAAGGAGAACAGAGAACAGGGACAGAAGUGAAAAGAAGGUACCUUGACUGGCGAGCGCUUAUGAAGAGAAAGAGGAUGAAGGCGAACAUUAAGCUGGUUGGUUCAGGGUUUCCCCUUCCCACGUCUGAUUUAGAUGACUCUCUCACUGAAGAGAUAGAUGAAAAGAUUGGAUUCCGAAAUGAUACAAAUUUUGAUUGGCAAAAUGUGGCAGAUUUCAGGGAUGCAGGUGGUUCUUUAACUGAAGUCAAAGUGGAAGAGGAAGAAAGAGAUCCCCAGAGUCCUGAAUUUGAAAUUGAAGAGGAAGAAGAAAUGUUGUCAUCAGUCAUACCAGAUUCCAGGAGGGAAAAUGAACUUCCUGAUUUCCCCCACAUUGAUGAGUUUUUUACUCUGAACUCAACCCCAUCUAGGUCUGCAUUCGAUGAACCCCAUUUACUUGUAAACAUAGAAAAACAGAAACUAGAGUUGGAAAAACGACGGCUUGAUAUUGAGGCUGAAAGACUACAGGUAGAAAAGGAACGCCUACAGAUUGAGAAAGAGAGGCUACGACAUUUAGAUAUGGAGCAUGAGCGGCUUCAGCUGGAGAAGGAGCGGCUGCAGAUUGAAAGAGAGAAGUUGAGGUUACAGAUAGUCAACUCAGAGAAACCAUCUUUGGAAAAUGAACUUGGUCAAGGAGAAAAGUCCAUACAUCAGCCACCAGAUAUAGAAACAGAGAAGUUAAAACUUGAGAGAGAACGCUUGCAACUAGAAAAAGAUAGGCUGCAAUUUUUGAAAUUUGAAUCAGAGAAGCUGCAGAUUGAAAAGGAACGCUUACAAGUAGAGAAAGAGAGACUACGCAUUCAGAAGGAGGGACACUUGCAGUGAUUUAUUUAGGUCUCCAUUUAUCAAAUGUUUGUAAACCAUAGGUUUAGGUAAUAUAAAAAUGGUUGUAGGAUUAGCCAUAUUGUUGGGUUUUUUUUUUUUCCCCUGUUUAAUGUCAGUGUUUUCAAUAGGAAAAAGAGAGUUAUUUGUGGGUAUUUGUAUGCUUAAGUGGUAUAUGAUAUAGAAACUUUGUGCUCUAACAUAAACAGUAUAGCACAAAUCAUUGUUAGUAAAAUUACAUAAUGUCUUGUAUAAUCUGUGCACUCCAAGUUUGCAGUUAUGUCUGUGUAAAAUUCUAUCUCAGUAGUUCUCAACUGGGGAUGAUUUUGGCCCCCCAAAGACAUUUGGCAGUGUCUGGUGAUAUUUCUGGUUGUCUGAACUGGGAAGUGGUACAUGUUACUACUGGCAUGCAGUGGAUAGAGGCCAGGGACGCCUAUGUCCUGUAGUGCACUGGACAGCCCCCCAAAAUAUGAAUGAUCCAGCCAAAAACAUCAGUAUUGCUGCAGUUGAGAAAUCUUGUCCUAGCCUGACUGAGCACCUCGUUAGUGUUAUUUCAGAGUGUUAAAACCUCAGAUAUUUAUGUAGGAGUUGCUUAAAUGUCCCAAAACUUUAACUAAGAAACAUUACUCUUGUAGUAUAUUGAACAUAGGAAGUAAUAUUAUAGAUAUUUAAUUCCCAUGUUUCCAUCUAUAAAUAACCUGAGAUUCAGAAAACAGUAUGGGGAACAUCCAAAUAUAGAUUAUCCAAAGUGGGUCACUUUGAAAAGCAGUUCAUUCGUCUAGCUAUUGAUGCUUUAGAAGCAACACAUACUUUUUAAGCUUUAGUUCCACUUUCUUCUUUGAAUCCAUUGUCUUAGUUUAGAUAUAAAAAUUGUCACUUCAAUCAUGUACUGAAACCUUAAUGUAAAUGACUGGUUUAAACUAGUAAAAAUGGUACCAAUUUAAAAAUGGUACCAGUAGUCAAUGACCCUGAACUCAAUGAGUGGUAAUUUGAUUUUUAAAAUAGAUAAUAGCUAUUUGGAACUGGGUGUGGGGGUGGAGGGAGGAUGUCCUCUGUAACCAAUAGUGAUGAUGAUGAUGAUGGAAUAAUGAUAGUAGCUCUGUGCUGUGAGUUAGGGAAGCACUUACUGCACACUAUCUGACCUGAUCUGUAGAACAGGUCUUGAGAGUGGUAUCUCUUCUUCCUGAGUCCAAGGCUUAGAGAAUUCACACAGUGAGUAAAUGGCUGAUUUCAUACAUCGUGGUGUAUUUUGUCUUUGCCCUUCCCUGAGCAACGGAGUUUGUAUCUUUAGUCCCUUUGGUAUUUAUUCUGAGACCAAGGGUUUACUUAAUCUGAUGAUUUGCCUUCAGUCCCCUGAAGGUGCUUUUUCCACAACCCAAGUGAUUCUAAUGCACAUUGAAGUUGAGAAUCAUUGCACGAGAUCACUUUGUAUUUUCCCAUUUCCAGGGCUGACAUGAAGCCUUAGUACAUCUCUUCUGUUGACAAUACUACCUUGAUUCUGCAUUUGUUCCUUGUUACCUUAAGAAUGUCUUGAUUUUUAAGUAUGGGUAUAUAAGGAAAAAAUAUACUCCUGCUUAGUUACCUUGACUUUGAAAUAGUGCUAUUUUUCUAUAACUGAAAUUAAUGUUUCUGACCUUAGAAAUAAAAUUUGCCUAUGCUAA
This is a messenger RNA of Phacochoerus africanus (Common warthog), 3182 nucleotides long. RefSeq names its product Myb/SANT DNA binding domain containing 4 with coiled-coils (gene MSANTD4). The record is from RefSeq and is a predicted model, not a curated record. Lineage: Eukaryota; Metazoa; Chordata; Mammalia; Artiodactyla; Suidae. The transcript has 3 exons. Bases 487 to 1524 code for a protein of 345 amino acids.